CUGUGUGCACGGUUGAGUGCUAUUAAGUUAUUUUUUCCGUGUCAUCUAUUUGCGGGAAUAUUUCAACACAUAUAACGACAAUGAGCUUAGUUACAAAACGUUUGAAACGGUGAAAUAUUAAAUACUUAUUUGUGUCAUAUGUUUCGAUCUCAGCAUUUACACAUCCUCAUCCUUUGCAGAUUGCUUGUUGUUUUUGCUGUUCUGGAAUCAGUCAACUUGGUGCAUUUGGGUUGUGAAAAAAAUGGUUUCUGUGAAAUUAGUGCUUUAAAAUCUAAGGAAGAGCUGUUUGUUCACCAAUAUAUAUUAAAUGAUACGGAAAAAGUGAACUAUCGCUAUGUAGAUUUGGAAACACUCGAUAGUACUUUUUUUCAGGCUGUUCCUAAACAUGUUACAAGUAUAAAUAUUUAUAAGUCGAAGAAAUUAAAAUCUAUCUUAACACCUCAACAAUCUAGUGUUUCCCUUUUAUAUUUACUGGAAACAGGAUUGAGGAGAAUCGAAUUUAAUAUACACAAUUCAAUCAUCGAAUUGUUCGUAGGUCAAAGUGAUAUAGUGAAAAUACCGGAAACGAUUAGAUUAUUAUCCGAAUCUGUUAAGAUUGAAAUGACACAAUGUUUCAUUCAGGUACUUGACAUAAGGCAUUUUUGCGAUCUUUCAAAACUGCGAACGUUAAAUUUCUUCACCAAUCGGAUAAAUCAAGUUAUAAACAGCGCAAAAAAGAAUUGUACUCUUUACGGUUCCCUGGAAACAUUGAUAUUAUCACACAAUUUAUUAAAAACUAUCAAUAUGGAAUUGUUGAGUCCUUUUCAAAACCUGUUCGAAGUGACGUUUCAUGAAAGUGUAUUAGAAACCGUGAUCGGACAUUUUAAAACUAACGCAUCUUUGUCUCUAAUGUUAUCGAAAAAUAAGAUAAAAGUAAUAGAUUUUUGCAAAUGGAAUGUUCCUCAUUUGAUAUUCUUGCAUUUGCACCAAAAUGAACUGAUCACAGUCCCAUCUUGUUUGGAAAGAUUAGACAACCUAGAAGCAUUUAGUCUUGAAAGCAAUCGACUGCAAAAUGUGUCUAUUGAAAGCUUUGCCAUGAUGCAUACGAUGAAAAAACUUGAUUUGCAUAACAACAGUAUUACAUCAAUAGUGCUGCAUAGCCAUCGAUAUCCAAACAAUUUAGAAUACCUGGGAAUAUCUGAAAACAAUCUCACUUAUCUUGAUCUAUCGUUAGUUUCCGUUCCGUCGCUGGAAAUUGAUGUGAGUAAAAAUCUUAUUUCAAGUAUUGACGUUGCCACCAUAUCGAAAAAUGUAACAAAACUAAUCAUGACAUCGAAUCCUAUCGACUGCUCGUGGGAAACUCCAGAACAAAGAAUCAAUGUACAAUGCACUCAGAAUAACGAAACAGAAUAAAUCCAUAAAGGUUAACCACAUGAAUGGACGGUUUAGGUUUGCAAUGGACAUUUUGAUGGUUUAUAAUAUUUUCAUAUGUAUAACAACAAUAAAACUUAAGAGUGUACUAAUUGAAAUUAUUGCUAAAUUUGUUAUAAGGAUGAUGAGGAUUUACUGACUGUAUGAUGAGAAACUAUAUUUU
Molecule: messenger RNA, 1573 nt
Organism: Anopheles gambiae (African malaria mosquito)
Lineage: Eukaryota; Metazoa; Arthropoda; Insecta; Diptera; Culicidae
Product: leucine-rich repeat-containing protein 40-like
Exons: 1
Coding region: 139-1392 (417 amino acids)
Molecular function (GO): protein binding
Source: RefSeq, a predicted model, not a curated record